Formica exsecta is the source of this 6459-nucleotide messenger RNA. RefSeq lists its product as uncharacterized. Gene Ontology annotation, cellular component: nucleus; cytosol. The record is from RefSeq and is a predicted model, not a curated record. The transcript has 7 exons. Lineage: Eukaryota; Metazoa; Arthropoda; Insecta; Hymenoptera; Formicidae. Gene Ontology annotation, molecular function: protein serine/threonine phosphatase activity; cation binding; mitogen-activated protein kinase binding. Gene Ontology annotation, biological process: protein dephosphorylation. The coding region runs from base 94 to 3288 and encodes 1064 amino acids.
CCGCUCUUUAGCCGAUUCUCGAGAAACGUCGGCUGCGCUCGUAUCGGUGAAAUCGUACUAGACGAGAGGCGCGCAGAGGAGGGGAGAGAGAGAAUGUGCGUAUACAUGUGUGUGUGCGAGGUCGUUGGUAAGUGGGGAAGAGGGAAAGGAAAUACCCCUCUCGCACGCUCCAGCCGUUCGCCCGCCCGACUCCCAAUCCCCACCGCGUCGCCCUCGUCGUCGACCGCAACGUCACCGUUCCCCGCUCCCACGGAUUGCGCGGCGCGCGCGGACCUGCCCAGUAAAUGCGAGGUUUCCGUUCGGUGUUUGUUGUACGUGCCAGUGAGAGAGUGCUCACGUAUACAGCCGCUUUAUACGGGCAGUUGUACGUAUCUCGGCUUCUCGACGACGUCGUCGUCGUCGUCGUCGUUACUGAAAGGAUCAUCCUUGGGCAUCACCAUGCCGCUGAGUAUCGGCGUUAAUCUGCGGGUAACCGGCCACUGUAAUCAGGGCGGCCGCAAAUACAUGGAGGACAUGUUCUGCGUGGCGUUCCAACCGACACCGGACGACAAGGAUCUGGAGUACGCGUUCUUCGGGAUAUUCGACGGCCACGGUGGCGGGGAAGCGGCGACGUUCGCCAAGGAACAUCUCAUGGACAGCAUCGUGAAGCAGAAGAACUUUUGGAGCGAUCGGGACGAGGACGUGCUACGGGCGAUCAGGGACGGAUAUAUGAACACACAUUACGCGAUGUGGCGGGAGCUCGAUAAAUGGCCAAGAACCGCAUCCGGAUUGCCAUCCACAGCUGGCACAACUGCCAGCAUCGCAUUCAUACGGAAAGGCAAGAUUUACAUAGGUCACGUGGGAGAUUCCGCUAUUAUAUUAGGCUAUCAGGUGGAAGGUGAUCUUCAAUGGCGAGCAAAAGCUCUGACAAAAGAUCACAAACCGGAGAGCGGGCCAGAGAUGACACGUAUACAGGAGUCGGGAGGAAAAGUAGUUAGUAAAUCUGGUGUUCCAAGAGUUGUAUGGAAUCGACCUCGUAUAGGGCAUAAAGGUCCAGUUAGAAGAUCUACUCACAUGGACGAAAUCCCAUUUCUCGCGGUAGCCAGAUCUUUGGGUGAUUUAUGGAGUUACAAUUCUGAAUUAAAUACUUUUGUCGUCUCUCCCGAACCAGAUGUCAAGGUUAUUCCAGUUGAUGUCAAGUCACACCGUUGUCUCAUUUUUGGUACCGAUGGUUUGUGGAAUAUGUUAUCACCACAAGCUGCGGUAGCAAUUGUUCAAGCCACAGAUAGACACAAUGAAAAACAUUUAAUAGCAUCUCAACAGACUGGCAAUAGUGCUGAUUUACAAAUGUGGAUAAAUCCUUCAAAAAGUCUUGUGGACCGUGCAUUGGAGAGAUGGUCAUCAACUAGAUUACGGGCAGAUAACACCAGUGUUGUAACAUUAAUGUUAGAUCCAUCGGGGCCAUGUCGCAGUGAGGUACUGUUUAAUCAAAAGAAGGAUCGUGUCAUACAUCAUGGAACACACGCACCAACUACAACGAUGGUACCCGAAAACAUCGAGAAAGUCAAUUCAAAAGUAAUAUCGCCGUGCAUGCCGUUAUCGCCGCCAAGCAUUUCCACAAAUCCCGAUAUUUCUACGAAUCCCAAUAGUGAUACCAAACAACCGGACUCAUCAAAUGGAAAUCAGGAAAUCGUCGAUCCGAUGUUACAAUCGCAGACAAUUUUGUACCCCGAAAAAUCAACUUCGCCAGAGAUUGAUAUUUCCUCGGAAUUACGAGACACUGCGAAGGACAAAAGUAUUGAGACUACUGAUGUCGGCGAGAGUAUCCAGGUUGCCGAAAUCUCCUCUAGCCAGAUGCCGGAAGAAACUGGAGAACCGGAAGAUAAGACAACGGAUAAAACCAUUCUCGAUAAAUUAGAAAAUUUCGAAAACGAAAAAAAGCAAGUAGCUGAACAGAACGAAAACGAGAAGGUAAAAAUUGAUAAUACACAGAUUCUUCCGAUCCACUCAGACUUGAAAUCGAACAAUCCUGAGCUUAAGGAACUUGUGGAUGAGAUGGGAGUAUCUAACGUGAUACGACAAAAUAUAUUUUCCGAUACGAAAGAGGAGGCAGUCCAACCUGCUCCUCUUUUAAGCAGGUUACGCCGAAGUGGCGGUGUUGUUCCUGUUAAGAGCAAGAGUUUUGAUGGCGGUGAAGUGAGAAAUGGCAUUUUGAACGGAUCGAGGCACAAACAACAGCAUUCUUUAUUUCCCACCGCAAGGACAGACGUUAGAACGAUAAAGCGUCGACACAGCAUGAAUUCCUCGCAGACUCAGAAUGCUUUCAUGUCAACUCCAGAUCCAAAGACUUAUGUGAGCGUAAAGUCGCGAUACAACAGAAUAUCGAAAACGUCCGUUGCGGAAAAUGCGUCAGCAGAAGAGACAACAAAGAAUACAUCAAAACGGGCAGACACUAGCUGCAAACGCAGGCACAGUACGAUUACGCAAACAUCGGUUCCGUCGACUGGAGUUGAAAAUGAGUGCACACAGCAAGAACCGUGUGCGAAGAGGAGGACACGUUCCGAGGACCGACGGCAGACUCCUACAGACGAGAACGAUCCAGCCAAUCAAACAAUGGAAAAUACGAGCGGUCGGCUAAGUUGGCCCACGUCAGACGGACGACCGGAUUCAACAUUAUCAUUAAACGGUGCCACCACAACGACACUUUCUUCUUCGUUCCAACGUAGAAGUUUAGCAAAGAAGGCCACACCUGUUAAAACUAUUAGGAGGUCAUCUAUCAACGGUUCGAAACUGCAACAAUUGAGAGGUAGUUUUCUACGGGAUUGGGAUCAAGGUAGAAGCAAUCGAGCGAGCAAUUGUAACGACAGAAGGACAUUAAAUAGGACAGUAUCAAUUAUCGGCCCUACAGAUACGACAAUGCCACAGCGAUGGUUAAGAUCAGACACAAUGGCGGCAACACCAGUGAAAACGCUACGUUCGCGUAACGUAGACAUCGUUGGUAACACGAUAUCUGCGCAGUUAGUUCACCAGUACGGAGUAGUGAAGCAAAAUCGAUUAUCCUUACCGAACAAGUUAAAGCAAUCUGCAAACGGUGGAUCGCUACAAUCUAGUAGAGUCAGGUCUUCCUCGUUGUCAUCCAAUAAACUUAAACAAGCGAAUGGUAACGGUGGAAGCGUGAGUACUUGCGCGACCAUUAAUCCGUCGACUACAAGUUCCACUUCUGGUAUAGCUAAGAGGGUCAAAUCACCAUACAAUCCCAGUGCUCGAUCACUGAGCACGCGAUCUCGCAUUAAACGUCUUGGAAAGUAAAGUUAAUGAUUAUAGCUUUUCUUUCUUUUUUAUGCGGAUUUGAGUAUUUUUAGGGUAUGAUACAUUCUUACCCUUUUAUUUUCUUUACUAUUCUUAGUAUAUUUUUAGUAUAAACAUUAAUUUUUGCAUAUAUAUAUUACAUAUGUCUCUCUUCAAAACUUUCUCACUUUUAUUUUUGAAGUUGCGCAUGUUUUCUCUCUUGAUAUAUUUACCAUGAAUGGGGCUUGAGCUUUAUAAAUUAAUGUUAAUAUUCUGUAUUUUACAUACAUAGAAUUAAAUCAAAUGUAAAAUUAAAUAAUUAUUUGUGUACAAUUAUUUAGAUAUAUAUUUUAAAAUUUAUUAUGCUAGUUAUGCAAAUUCUCAUAUUUGUUUAUGACACAACUAUUGUUCACUAUUAUUUUAUCAUUUAUUAUUGAUUUAUGUACUACUUGUAUUGUUAUUGAAAUGAUUUCUGUUCUUUUCUGUUUUCUUUUGCACGAGCUCUUUCAUAUAUAUCUAUUUUCUUUUAUAAAAUAUUAGAUAUCUAUGGAAAUAAAUUACUACGCUCUCCCAUUCUGUUUAUGAAACAUAAUUAUUAAUUCCUUUUUUAUAGAAGGCAUAUAUAUAUAUUUAAAAUGGAUUACAAAACUAAACUAGUCUAUCAUGUCCCUUGAGAUUGUAUCAUUAUAUUCAAAAAUGUUUAUAUAGUUUGCAAAAAAAAAAAAAAAAAAAAAAUGCGUUUGCAAUUUCUAAAAGCAAAUUACAUUCUUAUCUUUGUUUUAUGGAUAUUAAACGCAAAUUUUCUUUUUUAAGUGGAUAUUAAACUCAAAUCAUUUUGUGUUUAAGUCAAGCAUAGGGCACAUAGAAAACACAGUUGUAAGGCGAUAUUGUAAGUUAUAUAUUCUGCGAGAAAUUUAUGAUGUAAAAAUGUAGCCUGUUUUUUUUUAUACUUUCUAAUAUUUGAUGAACUUACUAAAUGUUGCCGUAGGACAAAAUAUGAAAGUAUAAUAUAGGUAUCUGCAUAAAGUAGCUUGACAAUAAGAAGGUAUGGAUGCAAAUAAAGACAUGGGCUUGUAUGCAUAUCUCGUAUGCACAUCCAUUUGUGCAUUCUCAAUGAUAACUAUCGUUUGCGAUCGUCACAUUAGAGACGAAUGAAGCGGCCAAUCAGUGCUAAAUAUGAAAUACGAAUGUGGCCCGUAGCUAUAUAUACACACAUAUAUUUCUAGAAAUAGUUUUUUCUCCCAAUUAAUUCCUCUUAAUGAUUAUAGUCUUCGAUAGUGGCAUGGAAUGAAUUCCCAAUGUGAUCAAGUCAAGAAAAACAUCGUAUUUAGUGUAUCAUUAAGCAUUAAACUGUUUUCUAGUAUGUAGAUUAUGUAAUCAUACACUGAUCUGCCUUGGCCGAGUACAGAAUGGUCACUGAAUAAUUGGAAAUAUGCAAUUAUGAUAAGAUUUGUGUAAAAUAUAAUUGGCAGUCUUUAAUUAUUUGUGAGCAUGCCGAUAUAUACUUACAGAUAGAAAAUAUAACAUGGAUAAUUAAUUGAUAUGUAAAAGAAAUUCAGAUCUCAACGAAUCAAAAUAAAUUCUGGACACAAUUUUGAAUAGAAGCCACUCUGUACGAAGCACCAAACGACUGUUUAUGUGCGAUACAAAAAUCUAGAUUCUAGAUUAUACUUAAAUGGAAUAUAAAAAACGUCUAAAACGAUUGAGGGAAUUCAAGUUUCUUUCGGUACAAUUGUAACAAUUAUAUUUUAAAUACAAAUAUCAUAUUAGAUCUAACAAUGAUUAAGUUACCGGGAGGCAAAAACACAGAAUUUAUAAAUAUAUAAAUAUAUUAAUAUAUCAAAAAUUUAUGUAUAUAUAAUAAUAGUAUACAAUCUUCUUAUAUCAGCCUUUCAUUAUCAUUUUAUCUUGUGCAAGUGUGCAAAAAAAGAAACAAAAACAAAAAAAAAAGAAGACAUUUCAGGAUAAAUAUCCAUUUGGUUUUUGUGUCAUAAAUGUGUUAUAAAGAAAUUACUGAUGUGUAAAAGAGAAAUUCUGUAAUGUUUGUUACAAUUUUACAUUUCGCAUUUCUUUAUAGUUCGUUAAUAAUAAAAGUUCGUUAUUCUAUGUUGGUUUAUAUACGAAUGUAUAUUAUAUUUCCUGUCUUGUCUGAAUUAUACUUUCACAUGUAUUCAAGAAAUGAUAUAUAUGGAACAAUUUGUGACAAGGAUUAGUAAGCGAGAAAAAAUUACAUUUAAGUUUUAUCUUUAAGAAAAUUUAAGAUUUAUACAUUUUUAAAGAAAAGAAAAAAGGGGAUAAAUAUAACAGAAUGAAAUUAUAUUAAAAUUGAUAAAAUAUAAACGUUAUAUAUAAAUAUAUAUAUAUUAUUAAUUAAAAUUAUUAAAAAGUUGACUAUCAACUAGCUUUCAAAGCUAAUUCAAUUUUUUGUAGAUAAGUUUAUGCAGAUAAUAUAUAUUUGAAGUAUUUUAUUUCAAACUAUGUAUUUAAGGAAAGACACUAUUUGUAGAGUACGUAGCUACUAAUCUAUAUCAAAGAUAAGAGAGAGGAAAAAAAAAGGUGACACGUGCCUACAAUAGUUACCACUCACAAAUGUAAAAAAAAUUUAUUUGUACAAAAAAAUUCUUGAAGUGAAUUGAAGAGUAGAGAGACGAAUUAGAUAAUGUGAGAGAUAUAUGUUAGCAAAAUUAAUAGCGAAUAUCUAUUUUAAGAAUAUUUAUCCUUUUCAGUGCAUGUACAUGCCCAUAGAUUUCACAGUACAUGUAAAUAUAUAGAAUUAAUAGAUGUACAUAUACAUAUACGUGUAGAUAAAUUUUAAAUUAGUGCGGCAGCAAACACAAGAAAAAAAUAAUGAGGUGCAGCCUCAAUAUAUAGAGUUCAUCAUCUGUUGACAAACUAUGCAAAGAACAGUUUAAGAAAAGUUCGAAUAUCUACUUUCUACGCUCGUAGAUAUAUCAUUUGUUACAUCGUGGAGAUAAUAUGAUAUCAAGUAUUUUUUAAGAAAAUACGCAAAUAAGAAAUUUAUGGCCCAAAUAGAGAUGAGGAGGAAAUGUUUGCGAAAAAUGUUAUAACAAUUUAUCUCAAAUUAGAAUCAUGAAGACCAGAUUUCAGAGGAACUUGAACAAAUGUGUGAUCAUGCGCGUCCGUCACGUGCAUUUAUAAUAUAAAUAUUUUAAUUAAAUAAAUUAAAAAAUA